This is a messenger RNA of Tachyglossus aculeatus (Australian echidna), 1254 nucleotides long. RefSeq names its product olfactory receptor 14A16-like. NCBI's taxonomy places the organism in Eukaryota, Metazoa, Chordata, Mammalia, Monotremata, Tachyglossidae. The record is from RefSeq and is a predicted model, not a curated record. Gene Ontology annotation, biological process: G protein-coupled receptor signaling pathway. The coding region runs from base 1 to 1254 and encodes 417 amino acids. Gene Ontology annotation, cellular component: membrane. Gene Ontology annotation, molecular function: odorant binding; olfactory receptor activity; pheromone receptor activity. The transcript has 4 exons.
AUGGAGAUCAUCUUUGGGGUCCUCAUCCUGCUGGAGAUUAGCAUGGGGGUCUUGAGGAACAUGUUCCUCAUCAUGGUGUAUGUUUGCCUGGUUUCCUCCAGCCACAAGCUGACUUCCUCAGGCCUGAUCCUCGCCCACCUGGCCUUGGCCAACACUAUGACCAUUUUGGCCAAGGGCAUCCCAGAAACCCUGACAGCCUGGGGGAUGAGAAAUUUCCCGGCCUGGGUCUGCACUCUGGAGACCCUUUGGAACUUGUACAGCUCCCACUUCGGGGACUUUGUGGUGGACAAGGCUGCAGUUCAUGACACCUCCCAGACCAUGUCUAACAUCACGACAGUGACAGAAUUCCUCCUUCAGGGAUUCUCCGACAUCCGGGAGUUGCAGUUGAUCCAUGCUGCACUGUUCCUUCUGGUCUAUCUGGCAGCCCUGAUGGGGAAUCUCCUUAUCAUUGCCGUCACCACCGUUGACCGGCACUUGCACACCCCCAUGUACUUCUUCCUCAAGAACCUGUCCGUCAUUGACCUCGGCUACAUCUCCGUCACAGUCCCCAAAUCCAUCUUCAAUUCCCUCACGAAUGUCAACUCCAUCUCUCUGCUGGGCUGCGCUGCCCAGGUAUUCCUUGUAUUUUCACUGGCUGGAACAGAGAUGGCCCUGCUCACAGUGAUGUCCCACGACCGCUAUGUUGCCAUCUGCCGCCCCCUGCACUAUGAGAUCAUCAUGCCCCACGGGGCCUGUGUACGCAUGUUGGCUGCCUCUUGGUUCUGCAGCUGUUCGAAUGCCAUCAUGUACACAGCCAGUACCUUCUCUCUAUCCUUCUGUGGCCCCAUCACUGUCCACCAGUUCUUCUGUGAUGGUCCCCAGUUGCUAAGACUUUCAUGUUCCACUGACCAUGUCCCAGAAGAUGUGAGUUUAGUCAUCAGCCUCAUCUUAGCUUUCUUCUGCUUCAUGCUCAUCGUGGGCUCCUAUGUCCGCAUCUUCUUGGCCGUGCUGAGGGUGCCGUCAGCAGAGGGCCGCUCCAAAGCCUUUUCCACCUGUGUACCCCACCUAGUCGUCGUCACUCUGUACGUCACGUCUGGCAUAUCUGCCUGCCUAAAGCCAAUAUCAGACUCUCCCUCUGCACUGGACCUGCUGGUGUCUGUGUUCUAUGCCGUGGUGCCCCCUACCCUUAAUCCCCUCAUCUACAGCCUGAGGAACCGAGACAUUAAGGCAGCGAUGGGAAGGCUGCUAUGGAUCAUGGGCUCCAGUGACCCCUGA